Messenger RNA from Cataglyphis hispanica, 2361 nucleotides. Its product is annotated as Kv channel-interacting protein 2-like. Gene Ontology annotation, molecular function: calcium ion binding. NCBI's taxonomy places the organism in Eukaryota, Metazoa, Arthropoda, Insecta, Hymenoptera, Formicidae. The record is from RefSeq and is a predicted model, not a curated record. The transcript has 9 exons. Bases 861 to 1613 code for a protein of 250 amino acids.
AUAAAGCUGACUUCUAGUAGUGGUUGUGGCUUUGAUUAAAUUUUGUGCAGCUUUUCUCUCUGUCACUACUGUCUGUAAAACUUGUAUGGAACACGCCAUAAUCCAUAUCUCGACAACUGCGUCAUAAACGGACUCGGAUUUUCGUAGCACAUGCUACUUUUACAUAUCGACUCGUACGUCGCGUUUGUUUACAUGGAAAAACUAACGAAUUUCGCGAGCCGAGUGCUCGUAAAAAAUUUACACGAGUUUGAGAUUGAAACGUGAUAUUGACGUUUUAUGCUCUGAUAUGACAUGACGUAAAAGCGAGAAUGCUGUGAAUUAAUAACUCUAUCUGCUAUUUUUGCAGAAAUCCGAUUUGCGGAUUGAUUCGUUCUACUUCGUCGUGUUACCUUUUUAAAGAAUUUAUAUACUAAAUGUCUAAAUGGAAAGGAAUAUCGCAUUACUUAGGCAUUUCAGAAACAAAUUUUGUGACUCGAAGUUUUCAUUGAACCAUCACCACCGUAAGCUGUCGAAGAUCGUCGCACUUGCGCGCUGAGAAAACGACGUGCGACACGCUUUCCCCAAGAACCUCCCGAUGCUUCAGUAUGUGACAUCGGCGCGUCCGCAGCCACCAGUAAUAGUAGCAGCAGCAGCAACAGCAGCCAACGGUGUAUCUCUUGCGCAGCAUCCGCAACUGCGUUGUGAUUCAUUCUCGCUCUCUCAUCCCGCUCUCCGUACGUGAGCGGAGUUCCUCGGGAAGCGUGUCUCGGAAUGCAUCGUGCAGAUCAGUGGUGGUGAAAAUCAAAUCCCGAUAAUCCCAUCUCGCCGCCAAUAUAUCAAGGGCAGGCCGAGCAGGAAGUGUCGUGCGGGCUUGUUGGCCGAUGAAGGCGCGUAAGAGUCGCGACAAAACCAUUGAUACUUGGACCAGUCGAUCGACUACUCAGAGGAGAGCGUCGUUGACAAGUGGAGCGACAGCCGGGGGUGAUAACUACCGAAUGCAGCACCAAGAAGGAGAACUUGAAGGACUCGGGGACGUUUUAGGGAGCUCCGGAAGCGCGGUAGCCCUUGGCGGCCGACACAGACCGGAGGAGCUUGCCACUCUCGCGGCCACAACCAGAUUCUCGAGGAAGGAGAUCCAGUUGAUCUAUCGGGGCUUCAAGCAGGAAUGCCCGAGCGGCUUGGUCGACGAAGAUGCCUUCAAGCAAAUCUUUUCGCAGUUCUUUCCGCAGGGAGAUGCAAGUCAGUAUGCUCACUACGUUUUCAACACUAUGAAGAGGAAACCAUCGGGCAAGAUAAGCUUCGAGGAAUUCCUCACCAUACUGUCGAAGGUGUCGAGAGGAUCGGUGGAAGAGAAAUUACAAUGGGUCUUCGGGCUGUAUGAUCUGGACGGCGAUGGUUUGAUAAGUAAAGAAGAGAUGCUGGACGUCGUGGGAUCCAUCUACGAGAUGUUGGGUCGUUACACGCAGCCACAAAUCCUCGAACCGCACGCGGCCGCUCGCGAACACGUCGAUCGCAUUUUCCAUUUGAUGGACGCAAAUAAGGACGGCGUGGUGACCAUCGAAGAGUUAGUGCAGUGGUGUUCCAAGGACGAACAACUAUUGCGAAGUCUUGACACUCUGGACACCGUAUUAUGAAAUCUUAAUUUAUUAUCGGAAAUUUCAGUAUCGGAUUAUCAAUUAUGCUUUGAGCAAUGAUUACGAGACACGCAAAGUACCGUGAAUCUUCUCAUCGAUUUAUCCGUUUCUCUUUAUAUGCAUAAUUACGCAAAUUAUUAAUGAUCAUAAAUGAUUGCGCGAAAAACGAUAAAAAUCGAUUGAGGGCGUUUAGGAAUCUUAUCAAGGAGGAAAUAAAACUAAAUUAUUCGCGAAUUGUAAAUUUAUAAAUUACAUUCAUAAUGUAAAAUGUAAUAAUUCAAGGUGUCGUUUGCAAGGGAAAAUCAAACGCGACCAAAAUCGGAAUGUUAUUCGAGACAUGUCUUUAAGAAAAGAUGCUUGAAUUGAGAACCCUUUCGCACGUGUCUUUUGUAAAUAUGUAUGUAUCCGAUUUACACACAUCUACCCAGUCUUUCAUAUACAAAACUUCCAGUACGUCAUUCAACGAUAGAGCUGAAAGAACCGACAAUUUAAGUUAUCUUUAAAAUUUCUUGAAGCUUCAUGGCUUUGAAAAUUUGGAAAAAAGAAAUUACAUAUGAAAAUAUUAAAUUUAUACAUAUAUUAUAUUCAUAUAUAUUAUCACAAAAUUAUUAAAUAUUAUAAAUUAAUUAUGAUGCAAAAAGUAAUCCGAAAUACCUAGUUUCUUGUAGAAAAAUAAGUGAAGUAAGAUCAAUGGAUAUGAAUUUGAUUUAUCAAAAAAAAAAAAAAAAAAGAUUUAUAAUUUAAUAAU